Anopheles darlingi is the source of this 1936-nucleotide messenger RNA. It is a transcript of the gene TMS1, whose product is annotated as serine incorporator 1. The record is from RefSeq and is a predicted model, not a curated record. Lineage: Eukaryota; Metazoa; Arthropoda; Insecta; Diptera; Culicidae. The coding region runs from base 150 to 1505 and encodes 451 amino acids. The transcript is spliced from 4 exons. Gene Ontology annotation, cellular component: membrane.
UUUGUUUUCAACGAGACACGGACAAUUUUUUCCUCAAGAGCUGAGAAACAGUCGCAAUUGAAGUGAAAAUCGCAAUUCUACAUUCUUUUGAACCUUUGUGAAACCAUCCAGACUAUCCACACAACUCGGAAGAAGUAAAACUUGCAGAAAUGGGAGCAGUUUUGGGCCUGGUAUCGGCCGCCAACCUGGCUUGCUGCUGCACGGGAACUGCGUGCUCUUUGUGCUGCUCGCUAUGUCCUUCGUCGCUGAAGUCCAACUCGACGGCAACGCGCUUCAUGUACGCGCUGAUGCUGGUACUCGGAGCAAUCGUCGGUGCCAUCAUGCUUGCGCCGGGGCUGCAAGAUUGGCUGAAGAAAGUGCCCUUCUGUGUGAACUCCACUUCGUCGGCUUCAAACAUCAUACCGGCCGGAGAGACGUUCGAUUGCAGCUCGGCCGUUGGCUAUCUGGCGGUGUACCGCAUAUGCUUCGCUCUCGUUUGCUUCUUCGCCCUCUGGGCGGUCAUGAUGUUGAAUGUCCGCUCAUCCAAGGAUCCACGUGCUGCGCUACAGAACGGUUUCUGGGGUAUUAAGUUCAUGAUCGUGAUCGGUAUCGCGAUCGGUGCCUUCUUCAUCCCGGAAACGGGCUUUGGACCGGCCUGGAUGUGGGUCGGAUUGAUCGGUGGGUUCGCCUUCAUCCUGGUGCAGCUCGUGUACAUCAUUGACUUUGCGCACAACUGGGCCGAUACCUGGGUGAGCAACUACGAGGAGGAUGAAUCACGCGGUUGGUUCGCAGCCCUUUGCUGUGCCACCGGCAUCCAGUACAUCCUUUCGCUCACCGGUAUCGUGUUGCUGUACGUGUACUUCACGCAAUCGUCGAGCUGCUCCCAGAACACGUUCUUCAUCACGAUCAACAUGAUUCUGUGCGUUGGAGUUAGCAUCAUGUCGAUCUGGCCCAGUGUGCAAGAGUUCCAACCUCGUUCCGGAUUGCUGCAGAGUUCGAUGGUGACGCUGUACACCGUUUACCUGACCUGGUCGGCCGUGGCUAAUAAUCCGGACCCAGAGUGCAAUCCCGGAUUCCUGGGUAUCAUCGGUGAGAAGACGAACCGUGUGCAUUUCGACAAUACGAGCAUCAUCGGUCUCGUCAUCUGGUUGCUGUGCAUUCUCUACUCUUCCAUGCGCUCCGCCAGCAAUGUUUCGCGAUUCUCGGAUCCCGAAAAGCAGGAUCUUACAGCCAGCCUCAGCGACGACAGUUCCGCCGGUAAUGGUGGCAACGGCAAUGAGGUGCGUGACAACGAGGAAGAAGCCGUAGCAUACAAUUGGUCCCUGUUCCACGUCGUGUUCAUCACUGCCACACUGUACGUCAUGAUGACCCUCACCAACUGGUACCAACCAAACUCUUCGCUGGAAACACUUAACGCAAACGCCGCCUCCAUGUGGGUUAAGGUAGUGUCCAGCUGGAUGUGUAUUGCCCUCUAUGGUUGGACCUUGAUUGCGCCGAUGGUGUUGAGCGACCGUGAAUUUAACUAAGCUCCACACUAGAGAAACGUGAUGGUGGUGCUAUAAUCUCUCAUGUUUUAAUCCAUCUUCUUCAUAGCCCUGUACCGAACAAUCUACCAUCUUAACUUUCUCGGUUCUUAGUUAUUAAAUGUGAUAUAUCUGUAUGUACCAGGCUGGAAAGUGAAUGAACAAACAGCUAAAAGGUGGUAGGAAAAGGAAUGAAAACCAUCAUGAAGUAGAAAGAAUUUGAAAUAAGAAGAAUAAUUGAUCCUGUAGUUUGCCAUUGGGAUGUUUAAAAGCCUUCCUUUAGUUUUCACAACAUCGAUUUAACAUUCUAACAUUCGUCCGGUAGCUGCACGCGGUAGUGCGUUAUUCAACUGCUUGUAUGUGUGUAUUAUACAGCUGGAACAGAAAGCUUAAAUAGAUUCAAUAAAUCCCGCAAAUCUAUAGGCAGGAACAGC